CCUAUCCUCAACUCCCGACUUCCGCUGCGAGACGCAGAGAUGGCACCCGCCGCUCAGCCAUCGCUCUCCUCAUCGCAGGCAGAGGCAGCUCCCACUGCUUCUUCUUACCCGCAAGUCUCAGUCUCUGAAGUCAUCACCGUUCUACACGAUGUCGGCCUUCCUUGGGUUACGGCCGAUGACAUCAACAAGGUCAAUCAACAGUCCGCCUACCGAAUCUUUGCCCAUAUGCUCGAGCUGCUGAGCGGUGUCAACCAAGACUGGCUCGAAAAGAGGAGGCAAGAAGUUCUGAUGGGCAUUGAGCAUCGCGAGCUCUAUGACGAGUCCCUCACUUGGGUUCUCUUCUAUCGCGAAGUCUCCAUUCUCAUGCAGGCGUCGCAGGUCAGAGACUUUACCUCUCACGACGUGCUGCGUCCGCAGCCGAAGCGCUUCCGCAAGCAUCUUUCAGCGCUUGUCAAUUUCUAUCGCUUCAGACAGGAGAGGCUCGAGGAGUUUGAGCAGUUCUCUCUCGAGAUGGAUGAGCUCAUUGAGCGCAAGGAGGAGCUGCACGCGUACAAAGAGGCGACCCGCGAGAAGAUUGCUGCGAUCAAGUUCCAACGCGAACAGGAAGCCCCCCGCGCAGCCGCCCUUGCGCAGGAGAACGAGGAAGUUAGCAAUCGCCUCUACGAGCUCAAGAAGGAGCAGUCGCGCCUCUUGCAAGAGGUCGACCAGCUCAAGACAAAGAAGACGCACCUUGUCACCAGCCAGACCGAGGUGACGAUGCAGAUCCACUCGGCAAACGAGCAAGUCCGCAAACUGCAAUCACGCAUCGUUACGAGCCCAAAGGAGCUCAAGGCCGUCCUCGUCACCUUGUCCCAAGAGCUCAGGGAAAGGAAGGCGCAUCUCAUGGAGACGGAACGCAAAGCCAAGGACUUCGAUGCUCGCAUUGCUCUGAUGAAGGGCAUAGAAGACGACCUAGCACAGUGCCAGAGCCUCCUCGUCUCCCUCACUACAGAUCAGGGGCGUCUCGAGAAUCUCCAAAAGGAGCUACGCGGGCUGGAAGCCGACUACGAGGGCGCCUCUUCCACCUACUCGCAGGUCUCGCAAACCUUGUCCGCAGACUCUAGGCAGCUGGAGAACGCCCAGAAGCGUUGGGAGCGCAUGCGCAAGACGUUGGAGGAGAAGCGUGCCUUGUGGAAGAAGCGGGACGAGGACUUCACAGUCAAAUGGGAGGAGACGGAGGGUGAGCGCUGGAAGCGCAACGAAGAGGCAAGUAGGAAGCAGAGGGAAGGUAGGGAGGUGGAGAGGGAGAUCGAGGCCGAGCUGCGUAGUUACGAUGCCGAGGUGGCGGCGAUGGUUAAGCAGCGCAAUGACUUGGUCAAGUUGGCGGAGGCGUACAUGGAUACUAUGAGUGCGCAGCUGGAUCUGGAAGGGGAGGGACUGCCUGUAGGCAUCGAGGGUGAGUAUGAGGAGGAGGACGAGGUGUCGAGAGUUGAUCACAGACGCGCUGUCGCGGCGUAGUCUCGCUGCUCAGGUGCAGAGCGUCCGCAUUGCGGCGGCAGCCUGUGUCCUCUUCCUGUUUCAUACCCCUGUGGCGUCCUUCUUGGGGCCCUUUGUAUAUUACCAGCUCCCUCACGCAACGGAUCGCCUAUGUCUCGCUGC
Jaminaea rosea is the source of this 1638-nucleotide messenger RNA. RefSeq lists its product as hypothetical. Lineage: Eukaryota; Fungi; Basidiomycota; Exobasidiomycetes; Microstromatales. The transcript has 2 exons. Gene Ontology annotation, molecular function: protein-containing complex binding. Gene Ontology annotation, biological process: meiotic chromosome segregation; kinetochore organization; attachment of mitotic spindle microtubules to kinetochore. Gene Ontology annotation, cellular component: Ndc80 complex; kinetochore. Bases 40 to 1497 code for a protein of 485 amino acids. The record is from RefSeq and is a predicted model, not a curated record.